Thermothielavioides terrestris NRRL 8126 is the source of this 1074-nucleotide messenger RNA. RefSeq lists its product as uncharacterized. The record is from RefSeq and is a predicted model, not a curated record. Lineage: Eukaryota; Fungi; Ascomycota; Sordariomycetes; Sordariales; Chaetomiaceae. The coding region runs from base 1 to 1074 and encodes 357 amino acids. The transcript has a single exon.
AUGGCGCCCGGGACAUUUGAAUAUUUCUUCGACCUCCCUCCCGAGCUCCGGGAACAGAUCCUCUCCCACGUCUGCCUCUUCCCCCCCGGCGUCCUAGUAGGCGGCGGCACCGACGGGAGGACCGUGUCCCUACCCAUCCGCGCGUCCCCCGCUCUAUCUACCGCGCAUGCUGCUACCACGAGCAAGCGUCACUACGGCGGCGGUGGUGGCGCCGAUGGCGAGACAGCAGCGGAUGGCGAGUCCGCAGAGCUCCCCGCCGGCCCGCCCGUCAAUCUGUUCCUCGCCUCGCCCGUCCUGUACCGCGAGGCUGGCGACCUCUACUACGGGCGGAACGUAUUCCAUCUCGACUUUACCGCGGCCUCCUGGGGACGGAGGCAGCAGCGCAUCAGGGUAGUGGGUGCUACUAGUACUACUGGCUACGCUACGACGGGUUCUGUGACGGAGAGCGGGAGCAGAGGAGAGGGGCGCACCGGAGCGGGGAUGGGACCCGGGACCGGGACCGGGACCGGGCUGGCCGCCGCCAUGAGGCUUCUGACGCACCCUGCAACGGCUAACGCCCGCAGGCGGCUGCGGAGCGUUUCGGUCCGCGUGAGGCGGCUUGGCGCGCUCAUGCUGGACGUGCUGGUCCCGGCGCUGCGAGAUGCGGUGCUGAACGGGGCGCUGCGGAGGGUCAGGGUCGAUGUGCUGGAGGCCGGGGUGACGGGCGCGGUCUCGCUGGGGCAAGAGAGGAGGCUGCGGGCUUUGGAUCACGGGGGGAACCCGGCGUUACGGGCGCUGCUGGUGCUGCUGACGGACCCGGAUAUGGAGAGGGCUGAGCUGCGGGUGCCGCGAUGGUUGCACGCGCCGUUCUGGUGUCACUUCCACGGCGGGAUGGUUUCAGAGGGCGGGGACAGCGCGGGCUGUGCGAUGGCCGGGCGCCAGGGCCGGGGUUGGAAGGGCGGGGAUUGUGGCGACGAGUUCUUGCAAGUGGACAUUCACAGGCUCGUGGAAGCUUGCGCUGGCGGUGGCGAUGCAGCCGAAUUCAGGAUUAAGAAGGCCGGCUUCGGUUGCCAGCGUAUGGCGGUGGGACCCUGA